AUAAAUAUUAAUAAAUAAUGGCAAAGCAUCAUCCCGAUUUGAUUAUGUGUCGUAAAUAACCAGGUAUUGCAAUUGGUAGAUUAUGCGAGAAAUGCGAUGGUAAAUGCGUGAUAUGUGAUUCAUACGUCAGACCUAGUGUUUUAGUAAAAAUCUGCGAUGAAUGCAAUUAUGGAAGUUUUUAAGGCAGAUGUGUCAUAUGUGGAGGAGUUGGAGUUAGUGAUGCUUAUUACUGUAGAGAAUGCGUUUAGCAAGAGAAGGAUAGAGAUGGGUGUCCGAAAAUAGUGAAUUUGGGAUCUGCCAAAACAGAUUUGUUUUAUGAAAGAAAGAAAUACGGAUUUAAAAAAAGAUGA
Messenger RNA from Paramecium tetraurelia, 350 nucleotides. RefSeq lists its product as uncharacterized. The transcript is spliced from 2 exons. Gene Ontology annotation, cellular component: U2 snRNP; precatalytic spliceosome; catalytic step 2 spliceosome. The record is from RefSeq and is a predicted model, not a curated record. Lineage: Eukaryota; Ciliophora; Oligohymenophorea; Peniculida; Parameciidae. Gene Ontology annotation, biological process: mRNA splicing, via spliceosome.